Messenger RNA from Chlamydomonas reinhardtii, 5680 nucleotides. RefSeq lists its product as uncharacterized. NCBI's taxonomy places the organism in Eukaryota, Viridiplantae, Chlorophyta, Chlorophyceae, Chlamydomonadales, Chlamydomonadaceae. The transcript has 25 exons. The record is from RefSeq and is a predicted model, not a curated record. Gene Ontology annotation, molecular function: protein binding; protein-arginine N-methyltransferase activity. Gene Ontology annotation, biological process: peptidyl-arginine methylation. The coding region runs from base 203 to 5164 and encodes 1653 amino acids.
GCGGACUCAGGCGCUCCCGACGCCAUAAAAAGGGAAACAACACAGACAUGCAGUACAUGCUACUACACUUCGUUUCCGUGUGAAAGACCUUCCAACAUCGUACCUGGCAUGCGGUCGGCGUUAGUUGACGUCGCCCUGCUGCACAUCUCAUCUAGCUAACAUAGUUGCAGUUGUGUUUGCGCGAGGCGUGAGUCCGAGUGGGAUGGUAGGCGGCGAGGAAGGCGGUGGUGGGCCCGACCGAGGCCGGGCGCUCGAGGCAGCAGCAGCGACGUCGGCCCUUCCGCCGCCGCAACAGCCGUCUCAGCACUGGCCCCAUCCCCACCGCCACUACCAUAAUCAGGAGCGGCAGCAAUGGGCCAGCCAGCAGGUUGAGAAGCCGCAGGCGCACCCGGGAGCAUCGUCGGUAGCCGCGGUGGCAGCUGCUGCGGCGGUGCUGGCGGUGGCGGAAGCGGGGACGGGAACAGCCUCGGCGGCGCCACAGGACCGGCCGGAUGGCCCCAGAGGCCCAUCGGAGUCAUGCGACGCUGCGGCAGAGGCGGCGUGUACGGCAGUGGCGGCGGGGGCGGCGGGGUCAGGACCUGGAAGGGGAGCGGAAGCAGACGGAGCAGCAGUCGCAGGUGCGGCGCCUGCUGCGGCGGCAGCUACAGCCGACCCCCGGCAGCUUCUGGCAGCGCGGCGGGCGGAGUUCGAGCGGCAGUGGGGCCUGAUGGCGUGCCGCCACUCUCGCCGCUCUGCACCGUGUGUGACGUUGGCGCAAAUGAACAAGGCGGCGGUGGAUCUCAGCCGCCGGGGCGACCACAUGGGAGCGGCGGCGGCGCUCACGGCGGCGCUGGCGGCGGCGGCGGCGGGCGGCCGCACGCACCGCGACCUGCCAGUGGCGCGAGCCAACCUGGCGGCGGCGGCGCUGGCGGCGGCGCCGCCGCCGGGGCUGGCGGCGGAGGCGCUGGCGGCGGCGGAGGCCGUGGUGGCGGAGCUGGGCGUGAGGCCGGUCGGGCUGCUUGACGGCGUGGGCCUGCGCACGCUGUUGCGCGGCCACCUGCUGAGGGGCCGGGCGCUGGUGGCACUGGGGCGGCCCACAGCCGCCGUGGCGGCACUGGAGCGAGGCCUGGCUCUGGACCCACUCCACCCCGAGCUGCGUGCGGCCCUGGACGGCGCGGCGGCGCGGGUGCUGCAGCAGCAGCAGCAGCAGCAGCAGCAGCAGCCGUGGGGCUCCGCAGCGGGCUGCCGCCUGGCGCUGCCCGCGCCCCAGCCCGGGCCCCUGCUGGCGCUGGGGUCCGCCGCCACCUCGGCCCCUGCCGCCGCCGCCGCCGCCGCGUGCGGGUCGGUGGCGGCGGCGCAGGCGGCUGGCGGCGGCGGCAGCGGCGGCGGCGGCGGACUGUUGCUGUCGAGUGGCGGCCAGAGCGACGCCUUGGCAGUGGCGCUGCGCUGUGAGGAGCUGCUGCCGCGGCUGCUGCUGACGCCGCGGGCCGCCGAGUUGGACGAACGCACGCGCGACACGCUCAAUUUCGUGACCAUACAGACCGACCUGCGCUACCCGCGCCUCCUGCUGCGGGCCCUGCACGACACCGCCCGAGUCAAGGCCGUGACGGCGGCCGUGCGCGCCGCGGUGCGGGAUGCCGCCGGCGGCACCCGCCGCCGCCGCCGCCGCCCCAGCACUACCGGGAGUAGCCACCACGCCGACCCAGCACCGCCGGCACCGGAGGCGGUGGAUGGGGUAGCAGCAGCAGAAGCUGGGAACAAGAGGGCUGCGGAAGUGGGGGCUGCGGAGGAGGAGGCUGCGGAGGAGGAGGCUGCGGAGGAGGUGGACGAGGAGGAGGUGGACGAGGAGGAGGAGGGCGAUGUACGGGAUGUGCGUGUGCUGCUGCUGGGCGGCUCGUGUGGGGGGCUGCUGGCCCUGGCGGCGUUGAGGGCGGGAGCGCACCACGUCACGUGCGCCGAGAGGUGGCUGUACGGCGCCUCGGCGGCGGCUGAGGUGUUGGCGGCGUCGGGUGUCAGUCGGGAGCGGUGGCGGGUGGUGUACAACCCCCGUUACUCCCGGGGUGGGCACGGCGGCGGGAGCUCUAUCUCCGGACGGAGCCGCGUCGUGCCUGCUAGCUUGCGACCCACGGAGCUGCGGCUGGUGGAAGAUGUGCCCGUGUGCUGCAACGUGCUGGUGGCUACGGAGCUGCUGGAAGACGGGCUGCUGGGUUGUGGCCUACUGCCCGCCGUACGACACGCCACGGCGGCGCUCAUGACCCGGGACCGGCCACUGUGCGUGCCCGCCGCCGCCACCGUGUGGGUGCAGGCGGCGGAGCUGCUACUGCCCGAGCCACAGCCGCCGCCGCCAGCGGCGGCGGCGCCGCCGGCGGCGGCCGCCAUGGAGGUUUUCAAUGCUGCUGGUGCCGCAUCGCCGUCGCUGGCGCCGGUCCCCGUGGCACAGCCGGCGCCUACCCCGCUGGACCCAGCAGACGCCGGGGUCUCAGCAGGCGUCCAGGGCAGCGGCCCUCGCUGCCCCUCGCCGCAGGGCCCACUACCGCCCGGCCCACUGCCGCCGCCACUGCCACGCCCGUUGGACAUGCGGGCAUUGGACCGGUACAGGUGGUGGCCCAGUCCCGGCCUGGGGUCGCCUCUGGCGGAGGACGCCUACACGCCCCUGUCCCAACCCCAGGAGGCAUGGCACUUUGACAUAAUGCUGGCGGCGGGCGCUGGCGGCGGCGGCGGCGGCGGCGGCUGCAGUGAGGCUCGGACGCUGGAUGUGGAGCUGUGUGCGGAGGGGCGCUGGAACGCAGUGGUGGCGUGGUACGAGCUACAGCUGUACGGCGACAUACGCCUGGUCACACACGUGCCGCCGCCGCCGCCGGCGCCUUCCUCCGGCUCAACAGCGCCUGCGCCCCGAGCAAGCAGCCUGCAGGCCGCGGUGCACUGGCUGCCCGGUCCCAUCCGCGUGUGGCGCGGCCAGACGCACCCGCUCACCGCUGCACACAACACCGCGGUGCUGAGAUUCCAGGUACUGGAGGCCAAUUACCUGUGGCUGACGGCGAGGGACGCCUCUCUGCCGCCGGCGCUGUGGGCAGCGGCGGCGGACGGCGGGCGGGCGGCGGCGCUGGCGGCGGCCGCCGCCGCCGCCGUACAGCGCCUGCGGGCGGCGGGUGUGGAGCGGGUGGUGGGUGUGGACGUGGGCUGUGGCGGCGGCGCCGCACUGGCGCUGGCGGCGGCGGCGGCGGGCGCGGACGAGGUAGUGGCGGCGGAGGUGCAUCCCACACUGGCGGCAUGCGCCAGGCGGGCCGCGGCGGACAACGGCCUGGCACACAAGGUGGCGGUGGUGUGUGGCGACGCGGGCGAAGUGCUGACAUGCGGGCGGGGCGGCGGCGGGCUACUGCCGCUACUGCCGCUACUGCCGCGGGAGGGCGCCCGACUGGUGCUGUGUGACCUGUUCGAUGCAGGCCUGCUGGGCCACCGGGUCUUGGGCACACUGGAGUGCGUGCGGCGCCGCGCCGCCGCCGCGCCCCUGCCGCCAACACCAACAUCCGAGGACGAAGAUGACGAGCAGGAGGGCGAGGAGGCUGCGGCAUUUACCAGUGAUGGUGGUGAUGGUGGUGGUGGUGGUGGUGGUGGUGUGGAGGUGGUGCCGGCCGGCGCCAGCGUGUGGGGUGUGGGUGUGGAGAUGCUGACGCGGCGUGUGGAGGGGGAGGACAUGUCGCCCCUCAACAAGUUCAGGUGGGAUGACGGCUAUGAGGCGGUGCGGCUGCAGGACCUGGGCCCGCACUGCCGCCCCCUCACGGCGCCCUUCCGCGUGUUCGACUUUGACUUCCGCCGCCAGUUUGACCCCUGGGCGGCGCCGGCGGUGCCAGUACACGGCGGCGGUGGCGGCGGCGGCAGUGGUGGCGGCGGCGGCGGCGGCUACCCUGUGACUGCCACACUGGACAUCCCCAUCACUGCCAAAGGCGUGUUGAACGCGGUGGUGUUCUGGCACGACCUGCACCUCGACAUGAGCACCGGCAGUAGCGGCAGUUGCAGGAACAGCAAUGGCAGUAGCAGUAGCAGCAACAGUAGCCAUAGCAACAGAAAUAGCAAUGGCAGUAGCACGGUCUGCGGGAACGGCGGUGACGGCAGUAGCAGCAGCGGUGCCGCCGCAGGCAGCCCCGGCAGCAGCAGCGGCGGCCUCGGCGGCCCCGGCGGCGGCAGCGAUGGCGGCGAGUGGGCCUGCAUCUCCAAUGCCCCACCUGGCCUCAUGUUUGGCGGGACAUCUAAAGCCCGCACCAGUAGCACCAGCACCAGCACCAGCAGCUACAGCCGGCGUCAGCAGGCGCUGCAGUACCUGGACUGCGCACUGCCUGUGGCGCCGCCGCCGCCGCCGCCGCCACAACAGCCGCCACAACAGCCGCCGCAACAGCCGCCACAGCCGCCGCCACUUGCGGCUGCGGCUGCCACUGCUGGAGAAUUCGCGGGAGCUCCCGCUCGGCCGCCAGCAGCAGGGACUGCUGCAGCCUCGGCGGCUGCAGAUAUGUCGUCGUCGGCGGCGGCUGCUGGCGGCUCAAGCGGCGGCUGGAGCGGCGGCUCGAGUGGCUCCCUGCUGGUGGCUGGUCGUGUGGUGCUGCGGGCGCAGCGGACGGCGGCGGGCAUCCGCUUCAGCCUGCGGCCGGGUGUGGGGGUGCCGGUGCCGCGUCCGCCGUGGAAGGUGGAGUGGGGCGGCGGUGUGUCAGUGGAGAACCCGCACGUGCAGCGGGCCCGCUAUUGUGAGCUGCUGGUGGCGGAGUGGCUGCAGCGCCUGCCGCGGGUGUCGGCGGCGGCGGCGGCGGCGGCAGCAGGCGGCGCCCCCAAGCCCGGCACCUGCAUAUCCGCGGACCUGGCCCCCCUGUGGGGCUCCUGCGGGGCGCUGGGGCUGGACCCCCCGGCCCUGGCGGAGGUGACGCACCGGCUGCUGCUGCUGGAGCGGCUGUACGGGCGGCGCCAAAGCGUGGCGGCGGGCGGCGGCGGCGGCGGCGGCGGCGGAGAGGAUGAUGGGCUGGGCGGCGCGGGAUUGGGAGCGGAUGGGCAGGAGGUGGCCGCGGCGGUGGCGGCCGGGGCCGCGGGGGUGGUGGGGGGCGGGGGCGGAGGGGCGGUGGGGGAGGAGGGCGAGGCGCGUGUGGGGCUGGUGCGGCCCGAGGACGUGAGUGCGGGCGGCCGCCCGGCGGUGUGGUUCUAGAGGCCGCGUGGGGAAGAAGGGAUUGUAUGAGAGUGCGAUUGCACUGCUGAUAAUUUUGGCGAUGCAUCAUGUGCACUCAACUCAAUUCCAGUGAUGCUGGGCUGUGGCAUGUGUAAAUACGGUAUGCAGGCUGUCGGCUUGAUUGUGGAAGGCUUUGUGCAGGGGAUGCUCAACGGUGCAGCAGUACAGAAGCCGAGAUUGUUGCAUACCGUAUCACUACUUGCGAGAGCUGAGCUGUUCGGAUUGAUACACGUAGCUGUAUGCGGGCGUCAAUCCGCUGCGGAGGGGUUCGGGUGUGGGAUGCCGCGGAUGUGCAUGCCCGGAAGCAGGUGUCAAAGGUGCUGGCGCAGUCGCGGGUAUUGCGGCACCAAGGUGUACAAAUAAGUGCAUUGAAUCUAUAACAGAAGCUGCGAGCGCCAAAUACGCCUUGAGCACGAAGACACGCUCAGGCGAGGAUGCGCCCGCGAUUGGACCGAGCUGCAAACCCGAGCAAUUUGGCUCACCUUGGUUGCUAUA